AUGACGUCAAGUACCCAAGCCUACGGUGAACCAUGGUACUGGGACAACCGCUACACCAACGAACCUGGUCCCUUCGAUUGGUACCAAAAGUACCUCACUUUGGCUCCCAUCAUCAAUCUCUAUGUCCCUACUACCCAACCCGUUCUCAUCGUUGGUUGUGGCAACUCAGCCUUCAGCGAAGGCAUGGUGGUUGAUGGUGGUUACACAGACGUUGUCAACAUUGAUAUAUCUUCGGUGGUCAUUGAAGCAAUGAAAAGCAAACACCAUGAUUGCCCCCAAUUGAAAUAUAUGAAAAUGGAUGUGAGAGACAUGAGUGAUUUUGAAUCGGAGUCUUUUGCUGCUGUUAUUGACAAAGGGACUCUUGACUCUAUCUUGUGUGGAAAUAAUUCAAGGCAAAAUGCUACAAAAAUGCUUGAGGAGGUUUGGAGGGUCCUCAAGGAUAAAGGAGUUUAUGUUCUGGUGACAUAUGGAGCUCCACUAUAUCGUCUACGUUUGCUACGGGAUUCGUCCUCAUGGACAAUAAAACUCCAUGUGAUAGAGAAACUUGCAUCAGAAGAGAAAUCUGAUCAACCAGUUUGGGAUCUGACAAAACCUGUUCCCCUCAAUGAUGAUGGAAGCUCUGUGGAGGAAGCCCUAGGACGAAAUCCUGAUGUGCAUUAUAUAUAUAUUUGUACCAAGGAAAUUUCUGCUAACUCAAACAAAGUUGCAUGA
Messenger RNA from Sphenostylis stenocarpa, 711 nucleotides. NCBI's taxonomy places the organism in Eukaryota, Viridiplantae, Streptophyta, Magnoliopsida, Fabales, Fabaceae. The record is from the annotation of a GenBank genome assembly.